AGCUCUAAGGUAAAGGACCAAAUUCUUCCCCAAAAGGCCAUGCAUUUAAUAUUUGAUGGUGCACCAGAUUUCACUUGCCAUAAAAGAAAACAAUCAGCGACUCAAAUCCAGAAAUUUUAAAUGCCAAAUUGAAUGAAAUAGCAACAGCACAGCUGAUGCUUCUUUCUUCUUCUUCUUCCCAUCUCCUUAUAUCACGUUUUCAAACUCUUCAAGACUUUUUGAACCGAUUUUGUCGCGAGUGACAUAAAAUGAUCCAUUCUUCUUCUUCUUCUUCUUUUAUGAUUUAGUGUACUAGACAAAACCUUGGUUUUGCUCUUUAGCCAUGGCAGACUCAGAUUAUCGUUCUCCAAUAUUACUCUCUGUACUUCUUCUCCUUCUGUUCAUAACCGUCCUCUUCUUCUCUCCAUUAAACCGAAACCAAUAUCUCUCUCUCAAUCUUUCUUCUCCCUCCUCCUCCCUAUCUAACUCUUCUUCUGCUCAUCAUCACCAACAAGCCACCGACAACGACAAAGCCUUGCACGUCGUCUCGCCUCCGGCACCGGCGCCGGCGCCUUCCCUCCUUCCGCUGUUUCACCAACAUGGGGCUUCUUCAACUCCCAGUUUGCCUCAAGUACACAGUCACAGUCUUAAAAUCAAGAGCAAAACGCAGAAGAUUGAAGAGGAGUUGGCCAGAGCAAGAGCCAUAAUUCGCGAAGCUAUUGUGACAAAGAAUUAUACCUCUGACAGAAAUGAGAUUUACAUCCCAAGAGGAAGUAUAUACAGAAAUCCCUAUGCAUUUCAUCAGAGUCAUAUAGAAAUGGUCAAGACAUUCAAGGUCUGGGCAUACAGGGAAGGAGAAGUACCAAUGGUUCAUGAUGGACCAACUACAUACCUCUACUCCAUUGAGGGACAGUUCAUUUUUGAGAUGGAAAGUGGUCCGAGCCCUUUCAUGGCCAAGCAUCCUGAUGAGGCGCAUGCCUUCUUCUUACCAUUGAGUGUAUCCAAGAUUACUGACUUCUUGUUCAGACCUCAGCAGCAGACUUUUUUUCAUCGACUGGCUCGCAUCUUCACCGACUACAUUCUUGUUAUACAAGAAAAGUAUCCUUACUGGAACAGGAGUGGUGGAGCAGACCAUUUUAUGGUCUCUUGUCAUGAUUGGGCAUCACUUAUUCAACGUGAUGACCCCAAGCCGUACAAGAACUUGAUAAAGGUGUUAUGCAAUGCGAAUAUCUCUGAAGGGUUCAAGCCAACUAGAGAUUGCUCAAUUCCAGAAUACAACUUAAAACGCAACCAGCUUGGCCCUCCCCGUUUCGGGCUACCCCCUAAAAACCGUAGUGUCCUUGCUUUCUUUGCCGGUGCAGCCCAUGGAGACAUUAGGAGCAUUUUGUUUGAGCAUUGGAAAGAAAAAGAUGAUGAAGUUCGGGUUUAUGAAAAACUUCCCGAGGCUAUAAACUACCACAAGAUAAUGGGACAAACCAAGUUCUGCUUGUGCCCGAGUGGUUCUGAAGUGGCAAGUCCUAGAGUGGUGGAGGCAAUGAAUGCAGGAUGUGUUCCGGUGCUGAUCUCUGAUUCCUAUGCAAUACCUUUUGCUGAUGUUCUUAACUGGAGCGCGUUUUCGAUACAAAUUCCACCCAAGAGAAUACCAGAAAUCAAGACGAUAUUGAAGGCUGUUUCACACAAAAAGUACUUGAAACUGCAGAAGAGGGUGCUGCAAGUGAGAAGGCAUUUUGAGCUCAACCGCCCAGCAAAGCCCUUUGAUGUAUUCCAUAUGGUGCUUCACUCAGUGUGGCUUAAAAGGCUCAACAUUCGAUUACCUGAUAAAUUUUGAGGAUUAGAAGGCCUAGCUUGUAAAGAUUCAAUCAUUGAUCACUUCCCUGCAUAUAGUUAGCUAUACGUGCAAGCGCUAACGUGACAGGGGCUAUAUGCUUAAUCAUCUUCGACAAAAGGAUUCUGAGUUUUUGUUGUUCCUGUCCUUGUAACUUUAUAUUCAAAUGAUGCUCAAACACUGGCCAGAUA
Messenger RNA from Argentina anserina (silverweed cinquefoil), 1995 nucleotides. Its product is annotated as probable glycosyltransferase At5g20260. NCBI's taxonomy places the organism in Eukaryota, Viridiplantae, Streptophyta, Magnoliopsida, Rosales, Rosaceae. The transcript has 4 exons. Gene Ontology annotation, molecular function: glycosyltransferase activity. The record is from RefSeq and is a predicted model, not a curated record. The coding region runs from base 323 to 1807 and encodes 494 amino acids.